UUUUUUUUUUAAAGCUUUGGAUUGCAAGUUUUAACACAUAACAUGAUAAAUGCACAUUUAAUUAAACAUGAUGUAUGAAAAGUGUCUUCCUUUGGCUGUUAUGUGUUUCUCUGCAUUCACUUAUAGGUACAUCCCCUUAAUUCUUCUACAUUCCAUCCUCAUGUUUAGCAUAUAAAUAAAAAGUUAAAAGUCAAUUCAUACGUAGAGGAUUAAUUGAUUAUUAGGGAAUGGGCCUCAGUCAUUGUAUAAAGAAUAUGAAAUGUAUCCAUUCACAUAACUGAGAGACUCCCUAACAUGGAUGCUGUUGUAUAAAAUGUUGCUGCUUUUCUCUUUGUAGUUAAAAGUAAUAUUAUUGGUUAUCUGCAGCUAUUUUGUUAUAAAUGCAAAGUCUUUUUUUUGUGUGUGUGUGUUUUUAGAUGUCUGAACUUUUAAAUCAUGCUUUGUUGGAGCAAAACGCAUCUAAGACUUGCAGGACACUGGCUGAUCAGUACCACAGUUGCCCAUCCUUAAUAUUUUUGCAGCAUCUUUACACUUUAGUGAUUUCAGUGUGUAUAAAAAAAUUUAAAAACUCAUAAAUAGUUGGUUUUACUAAUGGUUUGCUUUGAUGGAAGAUAUUUUAACAUUUUACUGCUCGAAUAAACGGAUUUAGUCAAAAUGUAUUAGAUUUAAAGUAGUUGGUGUUAUAUAAUGUAAUAUUUUUGUGUCUUAGAUUGACUCCUUAACCCUUUUAAUUUAGAUUUAAAUUGAUGCUACCCAGCUGUAGCUUUAAGGGGCAUUAAGCGCCUAUUUUUUGGGUGGUAUAUGUUCUGGAGUUCCUGCACACACUCCGUCCAGCCCAGGUAAGAUUUGGUGAACGAUAACCCUGCCCAGCUUGACUGAGGAUGUGUUUUCUGUCGCCUCAGUAAAAAUUGCCAGGGGGCGAAGGUGAAGGUCCAGACACCAGCCCAAACUGAGCCCAGCCCACAGUGUCAAACGUCAGGCAGACGAGAUCCCCGCACACAGACGCUAUGGAACGUUCAUCCUCCACUUCCAGCCUCAUGGCCAGCAGCAACGUCACCAAUAAGACCGACCCGCGCUCCCUCAACUCCCGGGUCUUCAUCGGCAACCUCAACACCCUGCUGGUCACCAAGGCGGACGUGGAGGCCAUCUUCUCCAAGUAUGGGAAGAUCGUCGGCUGCUCUGUCCACAAGGGCUACGCCUUCGUUCAGUACGCCAACGAGAGGAACGCCCGGGCCGCCGUCACGGGCGAGGACGGGAGGAUGAUCGUCGGGCAAGUUCUCGACUGUAACCUCGCCGGAGAACCCAAACCGCACCGGUCCAAAACCUCCAAACGCUCGGCUGGAGACAUGUACAGUAGUUCCUCGUUUGACCUCGACUAUGAUUUUCAAAGAGACUACUACGACAGAAUGUACUCGUACCCGUCUCGCGUCCCCGCGCCGCCGCCGUUGUCGCGGGCCGUGAUCCCGUCCAAACGCCCGCGGGUCAGCCUGAGCGGAGGGAGCAGCCGGCGGACCAAGAGCAGCUUCUCCUCUUCGUCAAAGAGCAGCCAGAGGACUUCGUCGUCCAGAACGAUGAGGGUGGAAGAGCUGCAGACCAUCAAGCGGGAACUGUCGCAGAUUAAAAGCAAAGUGGACGACCUGCUGGAGAGCCUGGAGCGAAUGGAGAAGGACCACAGCAAGAAGUUUGCAAAGAGCAUAAAGCCAGAGCCGGGCGAGGUGACCUCACCGCCGCACUCCAGCAGCAAGAAGAACGACGGCAUAAAGAGAGAGAGGGAGAGCCAGGACAUGAACAACUCGGAUGAGGAGGAAGAGGACGACGACGAUGACGAGGAGGAAGAGGAGGGAGACCUGCUGGAGGAGGAAGAGGUCAAGAGUCAGGAGAGGGAGGAAGAAGAAGAGGAAGAGGAGGAAGGCGAACACGUGGAAGGAGACGAAGAUGAUGGCGACAGCGUGAACGGCGACGACGACUCGUAGGCGGAGAUUCGGCGCGGCUUCCAGAAGGAGCUCCGACUCCUGUUUU
Molecule: messenger RNA, 2019 nt
Organism: Poecilia reticulata (guppy)
Lineage: Eukaryota; Metazoa; Chordata; Actinopteri; Cyprinodontiformes; Poeciliidae
Gene: hnrnpca
Product: heterogeneous nuclear ribonucleoprotein C a
Cellular component (GO): nucleus
Molecular function (GO): RNA binding
Source: RefSeq, a predicted model, not a curated record